GAUACUCGGCAGCAGCCCUUCUAGCCAUACUCUUCGCAUUACCAUUCGCAUGGAGAGUCCUGAUUCACAAAGAAUCCGGACGUUGGGAGAGCAGCGUCCUCGCAUUUUACCAUGCCCAUCUUGAGCUGUUCCUCGGCAACGGAUGUCUAGGUGUGGGUGUUCUAAUGCUUCUGGCCUUGACCUUAGAGAGGUACGUCAGCGUGUGCCACCCGGGUCAUGCCAGACCGAUUUUGGGACCGCCGCGAAGAGCGGUCCUCCUGAUUCCUGCAGCCACGUUCCUUCUUUAUCUGCCGGCCGCUUUUCGGAGCGAAGUCAACACUUGCCGCCUCUAUCCCGGAGGACCUCUAAUCUUCAGACGACAGGAGGUUACGGCCGUCGCCGGGCAUCCCCUUUACGGCAUUUAUACUAUACUCCUCGAGAUGGUCUUCAAAGUUGUACCAACAAUUCUACUUGCAGCUCUCAACUUGCGUAUUUUAUUGGUAUAUAGAAGAUCCUGUGAACGCAGGAGAAGGAUGACUCUCAGUCGCACCGCAUCCGGAGAUGAAGAUCCAAGAAAGUUUGCCGAAGAACGUAGAUUGGUCCUGCUCCUCGGUUCCACCAGCAUCCUAUUCCUCGUCUGCGUAUCUCCGAUGGUCAUCCUGAACGUAACCAUAACCGAAGACAACUUGGCCAGAUACCCGUACCAGGUGUUCCGCGCCUUGGCAAACCUCCUAGAAGUCACCAACUACUCGAUCACCUUCUACAUAUACUGCCUCUUCUCCGAGGACUUCCGCAAUACCCUCCUUCGCACCCUCCACUGGUCCAACAGUCCACCCGCAAGAGGCAUGAUGAAGGCACCUCCACCAACCGCCACCACGACAAUAACGCAUCCGCGGAGCGUCUGAUACAAGACGGCGGGGUUGAGGAACGCCACCCCAGUUUGAUGAUCAAAAAGAAAAUAAACCAACCAAUUCUCAAGCGCUUUGCAAAACGUAAAUCGUUCGCUCAGAAUUACAGACUGGAACCCCGCCCGAUCGACACCAACAAAAAAUGGAAAAUUUAAAUAUAACGGAAAAACGCAAUGGACUUAUGCAACUCUUCUCAAUUAUUCACACACCUUAAUACUAUAUAUAUACAUAUAACUUUUUAUAUAACGAUCUUACUCUCAACUUUUUCAACACACUUCGUUAGUUAGGGUAACCGAACAAAUAACAACAUUAGGUUUAAGAUUAAAUUUGAUAUCGGGACGAUCUUUGCAUGAAGUAUUCAUUACUUAUCCAUAAGUGUGUAGUGAAUGCUGCAGGAAAUCAAAGCGAUUUAGAAUUCCGAGCAGGUAUAGUUUGGGGGGUCGUCCCAAUCUAAUCGUUGGUGUUAUAUAAUAAACAGAAAAGACUUGGAAGUUAUUGAUUCACGUUGAUUGAUUCCCGAAACGCUUACACAUUUAUCUGAUUGGGAAUACACGUUCGCUCAUAGCGCAUUUACGAAUAAGUAAGAUAAACCCAGUAAUCUGUAAAUAUGAGUUCUAGUUUAAGCAUUUAUAUAUAUACAAACAUAUAUACGGAAUUUUGUAUUAUAUAUUAUUAUGAAUGGAGGAUCGAAAUUAAUGGAAUGGAAU
Messenger RNA from Nicrophorus vespilloides, 1594 nucleotides. RefSeq names its product probable G-protein coupled receptor B0563.6. Gene Ontology annotation, biological process: G protein-coupled receptor signaling pathway. Gene Ontology annotation, cellular component: membrane. Gene Ontology annotation, molecular function: G protein-coupled receptor activity. The record is from RefSeq and is a predicted model, not a curated record. NCBI's taxonomy places the organism in Eukaryota, Metazoa, Arthropoda, Insecta, Coleoptera, Silphidae.